Messenger RNA from Poecilia reticulata (guppy), 3841 nucleotides. RefSeq names its product phosphatidylinositol-5-phosphate 4-kinase, type II, gamma a (gene pip4k2ca). Gene Ontology annotation, cellular component: plasma membrane. The record is from RefSeq and is a predicted model, not a curated record. Gene Ontology annotation, molecular function: 1-phosphatidylinositol-4-phosphate 5-kinase activity; 1-phosphatidylinositol-5-phosphate 4-kinase activity. Lineage: Eukaryota; Metazoa; Chordata; Actinopteri; Cyprinodontiformes; Poeciliidae. Gene Ontology annotation, biological process: phosphatidylinositol phosphate biosynthetic process.
CUUGGUCAACUGAAAAUAACGCGGUUGAGCUCGAGGUGGCAGUGGUGGACUGAACUGUCAGUGAGGUUAAGAAAACACUUCUGUUGUGGUUAUGGAAGACUGAGUACUGAUUCAUGUCGAUAGUUUAAACGUUAAACUGAACCCUGGAAGAAGCAGUGUCGGUUAGAGCGGUCAGAGCUUAGGCGCUUGAACUUUGGUUGUCAAAGUCAGCGGCGCGUGAAGGAGCCGUUAAACCAUCAUCAGGAAGAAGAAGAAGCGUCACCGCCCGCUCGGAGCUCGCUCUCUCUCGGCAGGGGACGACAGAACACGGUGCGCGGCCAUGGCUGCCCUCGGCAACUCGGGGACUGUUACGUCCAGUCCGAUGGUGGUCCUGGCGCCCAAGACGAAGACGAAGAAGAAGCACUUUGUUCAGCAGAAGGUGAAAGUGUUUCGAGCCAGCGAGCCCGUAGUGAGCGUGUUCAUCUGGGGCGUGAAUCACUCGAUCAAUGAUCUCAGCCAGGUUCCUGUUCCCGUCAUGCUCCUGCCUGAUGACUUCAAAGCCAACACUAAGGUCAAAGUCAACAACCACCUCUUCAACAAAGAAAACCUUCCCGGACAUUUUAAGUUCAAAGAAUACUGUCCUCAGGUCUUCCGAAAUCUAAGGGAACGUUUUGGUAUCGAGGAUCUGGACUAUCAGGUGUCUUUAACCCGCAGCCCCCCGGUGAGAAGUGCAGACGAUCAGGGAGAGAGUCUCCUCCUCAACUCCUACGACCGAACUCUUGUCAUCAAGCAGAUCUCCAGCGAAGACGUUGCAGACAUGCACAACAUUCUGUCAGAGUAUCACCAGCACAUCGUGAAGUGCCACGGCAGCACGCUGCUGCCCCAGUUCCUGGGAAUGUACCGAGUAAGCGUCGACAGCGAGGAGGCGUACCUCAUCGUCAUGAGGAACAUGUUCAGCCACAGACUCGUGGUGCACAGGAAGUACGACCUGAAGGGCUCUCUGGUUGAUCGUGAAGCAAGUGACAAAGAAAGGGAAAAAGAGCUUCCAACCUUUAAGGACAUGGACUUCAGGAACAACAUGCAGAAGGUGUACGUUACAGACGAGGAGAAGGAGAAGUUCAUGGAGAAACUCAACAGAGAUGUAGAGUUCCUGGUGAAGCUGAAGAUCAUGGACUACAGCCUGUUGCUCGGCAUCCAUGACAUCGGCCGAGCCGAGCGGGAGGAGGAGGAGGGCGGGGAGGUGUCCAACGAGGAGGAAGCCGAGUCGGAGAACGGGCUGGCUCCGGGCCCCGCCGCAGGUUCUUACGGAACGUCUCCUGAAGGGAUCGCUGGUUACAUGUCGUCCUGCAAGCCUCUGGGGCCGGGCGAGUUCGACCCCUACGUGGAUGUUUACGCCCUCCGGAGCUGCCCAGGUGCCCCACAGAGGGAGGUCUACUUCAUGGGCCUGAUCGACGUUCUCACACAAUACGACACCAAGAAGAAAGCCGCUCACGCCGCAAAAACGGUCAAACACGGGGCCGGGGCUGAAAUCUCCACGGUCCAUCCUGAGCAGUACGCCAAACGCUUUCGGGACUUCAUCUCGAAGAUUUUCGCGUAAGCCUCCGCCUGCGGACGCUGCCAGAAGUCAUUCCAGCCUUCAACUGUAGAUCAACACUAGUAUGCACACAUGGAUCAAUAUUUAAAUUAGGUGACAAGACAAAACUUGUAGCAUUAUGAUGCAUAUAUUUAUUUUGAAGAUAUAUAUAUAUAUAUAUUUCUUUAGGUAUUGAACACUGUUGGGAACAGUAGUGUAUGUGGGAAAUGGGAGCACUUUUGAUCAUGAACUGAUGGGGGUUUGAAUAGUUGUUUUUGUUUUGUUUUUUCAUUUUGGUUUUCAAACAUUAAACUAAAUAAAUAAAGUUACAAUAAAUAGUCGAUGCACAAUAAAUAUUUAGAUUAGCUUUUUCCAAAAGGAACUGCUCUGGUUUGGAGAGUCUGGUUGGAUGUUCUCUUUUCCUUCGUUUCCACUGAGCGGUAUGGUGAUAAUAUCCAAAAUAUCAAUAUUAUUGAUAAUAAUAAUAAUACCUAACCUUUUGGAUUAGGGAAACCUUGCACUCAACGUUUGGAUUGCAACAAUGUUAUUCCAGGAGUUCCAGGACGUUUGGCUUUACAGCUGUAUUUUCUGUACAAUGGCUGCUGGAAAAGACAAGUGUUUUGUUGUUUACUUAUCAUCCAGAAGCCACUUGUUGCAUUCUUGUUGGUUGUGCAGGAGGCUCCACUUCUGCUUUUCAAAGAUGUACGGUUGUAUAACUGCAUCCGUUUGCUGCCAUUUUCAGCUCAUCCUGACUAAAAUUGUGUUAUCUAAAAUGACUUUGUGCAAAACAAAUGCAAUGUAACAUGUUCUGUGAUCCAUCCUAACCUGUUCAACGAAGCUUAAUACAACCGUGGAAUGAUUUGAUUCAAUUCGCUUUUACACCGAAAGCAGACGAACCGCUCAGUCGAAACGAAGCGCUGCGUUGUGCGAAGUAUGAUCAAUCGCUCGUGGUUGAAUCUUGAAGGAUUUCUGACAGCUGAGCCAAACAUGAAGCUGAAAAACAGAAGCACAAGAGUGUCUUUGUUCCCAGUAACGUCUCAAACCUCCAGUCUCGCCAUAUUUUAACUGAAAACAGACGCCAAAACAAAAAUAACCAGCAAGAGUGACAGAUACUCAGAACUGGUUAAUUAUGGACAGAGCUGAGCUGUUAGCUGCGUCCAGUCUUUAUGCUAAGCUAAACAUUUACCAUUAGUUUGUGGAAACACAAGCCACUUCCCAGAAUUAUUCCCCAAACCUUUAAAUGAAUACUAGAUUUGUCAUUUAGAAUAAAGCAGCUUUUGGUAAACAUUCAUCCAUAGAAGCAGGUAUUUGUAGUUCUUAGUGCCAAAAGCUUUAUCACAGCAGAUAUUUACAUUUUGCCAAUUAAUCUGACCUUUUUUUGUUUUGUUUAAGGGGGGGGUUUAAAAGAUCAAAAGCUAAUUCAGCUGCAUUUUUUAUCAAAAUUUGUAGCAUGUUGCCGGAGAUUGAUGGAAACUAAGCAAUCAUAUCUAAGCCUGUGAACAUGUCUUCCAGCUGUUUAAGCCUCCGAACUAAUGAGGAGCUCCUUCGUGAGGAGACUGGUCCAGAUUCUGGGCCGCCGGGUCUCCAUCCUGGUUCUGAUUGAAUAGUGUGGUGGUUUGUGCGUUUAAGUGGCAAAUGUGUGUUUUAUUAUUCUGAUUUAAGGUUAAAAUUAGGCGUUACUCUCUAGAGUCACUACAUUUUAUCAGCUUGGCCUUAACACAGUGAGGUUUUGAGCUUUCCUGACAGCAGGUGAGGCAGAAUGAAUGCAGAUGCUUCGUCUGUACGAUGCCUCGUCUAAACGUUAGCUGCACAUGAUGUAUUUUUUGCAAAUUAGCUUUUGGACCAAAUUAUAUUUUACAAAUAUUUUUCCGGAAUCCGUUGGAACGCAUUUUCCUGGGAAAUGUGUGAGAGCGCUUGAUGACUGGUGAAAAUGAGUUCUGGAUCUGCCGGUGGUCUUUAGAGUCCGGAUCGACUUCGUGUGACACUUUCGUCUUAGAAAUACCUCAAGUUUUUAAAUGUCCAGAGGAAGAACGCUGUUGUUGUUGUUGUUGUAAAACAUUUCCUCUGACAUCAUUCCUCUUAUCAAAUGAUCAUUUGUUCAUCAUGAUUUUGACUUCUUCCUUUUGUGUCUGGAUAACGUGUUUUUCAUGUACUUUGUAAGCUAAAGUAAAAAUGUGCAAGUGUCAGCUUUUACAUGUAACAAAACUAUUUUUAGGGGGCAACGUAUUAAACUUGUAAACUUUAUUUUUGCUUUUAUUUGACACUAAAAACUCAGUUUUGUGUGACGCA